Molecule: messenger RNA, 2553 nt
Organism: Stomoxys calcitrans (stable fly)
Lineage: Eukaryota; Metazoa; Arthropoda; Insecta; Diptera; Muscidae
Product: heterogeneous nuclear ribonucleoprotein H3
Exons: 7
Coding region: 188-1861 (557 amino acids)
Cellular component (GO): ribonucleoprotein complex
Molecular function (GO): RNA binding
Source: RefSeq, a predicted model, not a curated record
UUUCACCGCAUUCAACUCAAGCACACCGUCUGUCAAAGUAUCGCGUCUUGUCGUCUUUGGAGUUUCUACCAUAUUUUGUGAUUUCUAGAAAUCUAUAACAAUUUGCUGCAAUUUAAAGGCAUUUUGUCAAUAAACUAAUUUUGUUAAAAACUCUCAACAAGCGAUUCAUCUUUAGCUCACAAUCAAAAUGUCCAACGAUCAUGAUAAUCAGAAUGAUGACAGCCAAAACUACGAAGAUAGUCAAUGUGAGGGAUCUCAAGAUGAGAAUGGCUCACAAAAUGAUGAUCAAGAUGAUCAGGAUGUAAAUGAUGACAAUGAUGGUGAUAAUGGGGAUAAUGACGAAGGUGGUCCCAAAUAUGUUCGCUUGCGUGGCCUUCCAUGGUCGGCAACACAUAAAGAAAUUUUAGGUUUUCUACGGAAUGUCAAUGUAGUUGGCGGCGCAGAGGGUAUACAUUUGAUUACCAGCCGAUGGGAUGGCAAAAAUACUGGUGAAGCCUAUGUGGAAGUUGAAGGUCAACAGGAUGUUGCUGCUGCACUCAAAUUGAAUAAUGCCUCAAUGGGACAUCGUUACAUUGAGGUCUUCAAUGCCGAUGCAUCAGAGGCCAAAGAAGCCAUGCGUAAAACCACCAACCAUGGCAACUCAUAUGUAGUAAAACUACGAGGUCUUCCAUAUUCGGUUACCGAACAACAGGUGGAAGAGUUUUUCAGCGGGUUGGAAAUCAAAGCGGAUCGGGAGGGCAUUGUAUUCGUUAUGGACAGACGGGGUCGUGCUACUGGGGAAGCAUUUGUUCAGUUUGAAAGCCAGGAUGAUACUGAACAAGCCUUGGGACGUAAUCGGGAAAAAAUUGGGCACAGGUAUAUUGAGAUUUUCCGCAGUUCUAUUGCUGAAUUGAAACGUACCGUUAGCGGCAAUGGUCGAAUGGCUCCCUAUGAUUUGAAAGAUCGUGGCAGCAAUCGUGGCGGCAACAGCGAUUUUGGUGGCAACAGUCGAAACAAUCGUGGAGGUUGGGGUGGCGGCGGUUUCGGAUCGGGCGCCAAUAAUUCCCUCGGCUUCAACAAUUUACCGAACUUUGGAAACAAUGGCAAUUUUGGUAACAAUGGUAAUUUCGGCAAUAAUGGCAAUUUUGGAAACUUUGGCAAUGGAGGCGGAAAUAAUGGCAAUUUCGGCAACUUUGGCAAUGGUGGCAACUUUGGUAACAACGGUGGAGGCGGAAACUUUGGCAAUAAUGGCAAUUUUGGCAACAAUAGCGGAGGCGGCGGUGGCGGUUUCAACCGAUUUGGUGGAAAUAACGAUUUCGGAGAUUUCGGCAAUUUUGGCAACAAUCGUGGAAACAAUGGCGGAAACUUUGGCAACUUUGGAAACUUUGGUAAUUUUGGUGGCAAUAGUAAUGGCGGAGGCAGUGGCGGAUUCGGUAGCAACAAUAGCAUGGGCGGCGGCAGUGGUGGUGGCGGCGGCGGCGGCGGUGGUAACUUUGGCCCAAUUGGAGGCGGUCGCGGUGAUGAUAUGUAUGUGGUACACAUGCGUGGCUUGCCAUUCAGUUCAUUCGAAAAUGAUGUCUUCAAGUUCUUUGACCCCAUACGCCCAGCCAAUGUCCGCAUUAUUUACAAUGAUAAGAACCGUCAUAGCGGCACAGCAGAAGCUUGCUUUGAAACCUACGAAGAUGCUCAAAGAGCCAUGAAGCGCCAUCGAGAACAAAUGGGCUCGCGCUACAUUGAGUUGUUCUUCAAUGGCAAAUCUAAGAGCGGCGGUGGAGGCGGAAACGGUGGCAAUAGUGGACCCAUAGGAAAUAACUACAGUUCGGGUGGCAGCAUUGGUGUCGGCGGUGGUGGCGGCAACAAUUCCUUCCAGAGACGCAUCUAAAGAUCAGACCAGACCCCUACACCUACACCACAUAGCAGCACCACACUACACAAUGGCACCGUUUAAGGCCAUGAAGACAAUUUUACUCCAUUACAUUUUGUUUAUGCUAGCAGUCCACCAGUCCACCAUCAUGAUCUACUCUUCCAUUUAUUAUUUCCUUGUAUGGCCCUCUGUUAGAGUGCUAUGCUGCUACUUGAAACACGCUGAUUUUUUUUUUUUGUUUAUACUCUAUAGAUUUUAAUUUAAGAUUAUGUGACUAUUACAUAAAGUUAAUUUCCUUUUUAUUUUCUUUUACAACAAAAAAAUUGAAAAAGAUAUAACGCCAGUAUCCCCUUUUUAAAAGAAGAUGAAGAAGAAAAACCAAAAAAAGAAAAAAGAAAAACUUUGAUAUAAAACCAACCCCAAAUUCCUAUUGGUAAAAUUGAUUGAUUAAUGAUCAUAGAAACUGAGAAGCACUUAACAUACUUAAUUAAUAAUUUAUCCAUGAUUUUAGUAUUUCCAUAACUUAAGAUUUGCAAAGAAAGAAACCCAUGUGUAUAUGCUUAAUUGUACACAAGGAUGAUUAAAAAACAAGGGGAGGAGAGAAGACGUUUUCCCAUUUAAAAUCUACGGCGUUGGAAAGCGUUUACAAUUAUUUAAAUCAUAAGAAUUUUAACGUAUUUCGAAAAUAAAAGAAAAACAUUAAAAUAAAA